This is a messenger RNA of Periophthalmus magnuspinnatus, 9012 nucleotides long. It is a transcript of the gene tep1, whose product is annotated as telomerase-associated protein 1. Bases 86 to 7903 code for a protein of 2605 amino acids. NCBI's taxonomy places the organism in Eukaryota, Metazoa, Chordata, Actinopteri, Gobiiformes, Gobiidae. The record is from RefSeq and is a predicted model, not a curated record. Gene Ontology annotation, molecular function: telomerase activity; telomerase RNA binding; protein binding. The transcript has 55 exons. Gene Ontology annotation, cellular component: telomerase holoenzyme complex. Gene Ontology annotation, biological process: telomere maintenance via recombination.
AUCUGUCCCACAAACUCAAACCGCGGCUUUAAUUCUGACAUCGCUGCUUUUUCUGCGCUAAACUGACGGUGCUUCGUGUUGAGACAUGAAGACCUUGAGUUUAUCCACGGGGGCGUCCGGAGACGGGCGGAGUCAGCCUUACACCUGCACCGCCCCAAAUCUAGAGAAUAAGCUCCUCUCCCAAACGUCCACUUUACUCAAACCCCCAGAAACCUCUCCCCUUUUAUCCCUGUCAGUCUCUCAGUCUGUCCUCUGUCCCUCUCUCCAGCCCUCGCUCCUCUCCUCUACCACUUCUAAACUCUUGUGUCCAACACUCCCGUCCUCUCUCCUCUGUACCCAGAAUAAGCUGCUAAAGACUGAAUCUCCUCUUCUGUCGCAGCCUAAGUCCUCUGUAGUGUCCUCUGUGCAGCCUGGGAGUGCUCUGCUCAACCGGUUUGUUCAUAGUGAAUUGAAGGAGACAAAUGGAGGUGAUCAGACCAGAGACACACACGACACAAUGUGCUGCACUGGGGAAGACACUACUGUGCAUUUCUCUGAAGAGCAUGUGUCUGAAGAAGAGUCCACUAUGUUUGUGGAGGAAGAGCAGAGUGUGUCAGCCAUCUUUGAAUCCCCUGAAAUGGAGGAGGAGGGGGACUCAGAGGAGAGUCGAGUCGUGACCCUGGAGUUUGAGGAGCUAAGGAGAGACGAGAAGGACCGAGAGGAGCAGCUCAAAGACAAAAAGUACCUGCUGCUGAACGUGGUGUGCUGUUCGUUGGUGAAUAAGUCCAAGUCUCCGGGUCAGGAGGACUGGGACAGCGAGGACUCUGUUUGGACUAAACUCAUAAACCUGAGCAAAGACAUUUCAGAAGAAGAUCCUCAGUUUCUGCUAAAGGUGGCCGUUUACACUCGCCAGGAGCUGAACAUCAGGAUCACAGCUAACUUCCUGUUAGCUUUAGCGGCUAACCUCCCCUCCACAAAGUCUCACGUCCGUCGUUAUUUCUGUGCCGCUGUUCAGCUGCCUUCAGACUGGCUCGAGGUGGUCAGGAUCUACAGCACGUGUUUCAGUCGCUCUCUCCCCAUGUGCCUGAAGAAAGGACUGACGGAUAAAUUCAAACAGUUCAGUGAAUAUCAACUGGCAAAAUACAACACUCGCAAACAUCGGAGCAAACACAACAAAAACAAGACGUCUAAAGCAAAGGAACCGUCGGCUCAAGAGCUGAAACGUUGGGCCAACCUGGUCCAAUCGGAGCCAGCGCUGAUCCAAAGACUCAUUAUGGGCAAUUCCAAAAAGCAGGUGGUGGAUAAAAAACAGAGUGAAUUCAGUUUAAAGAAAAUGAUCAAAAGACUCCACAUCAAAGAACCAGCAGAAUAUGUGAUGGCCAUUUUGGGACGAAAAUAUCCGUCUGAUGCGAAGGCGUUCACUCACAGCGGGAUUAAAGGGACGUGGGACAGAGAAAGAGCUGGGAAAAGGAUGAAACUAAAAGAACCUGAAACAUGGGAACACCUGCUGUGUCGAGAGGGGAACAGCGCCACCACAUGGGAGAAGCUCAUAGACAACAACUCUCUCCCUUUUAUGGCGAUGUUGAGAAAUCUGAGAAACAUGAUCGUGGCGGGCAUCAGCGCGGCGCACCACAAAACCAUCCUCUCCAGACUCACCAAUAAGAAAGCUGUGAUUCAGAGCCGUCAGUUCCCGAUCCGGUUCCUUGCAGCUUAUAAAGUCAUCAUGGAGCUGCAGACUUUAGCCACAGCUGCAGCGGAGGCCGUCCCAUCGAAACAAAACAUCUUGAAGGAAAUCCUGCAGAAGAUUCCUAAAAGUCCAAGAUUCAAGAGCCAGAGCUGGGAUCAGAGCCCAAAGAGCCGGAUCCGCUGCGUCCUGUCUGUGCCGUUCGUCUACAGAUUCUACAAGGCCAAGAGGGCACAGCUGAAGUCUGCGGCGGGUCAAAAGUCGUACUCUGUGGAGUUACUGCAGCGUUAUCGUGACGCUCUGGAGAAGGCCGUUCAGAUCUCCUCUCGUUACAACAUCCCUCCUCUGCCCGGAAAAACUGUGAUCCUCCUCAACGCAGACAUGCAGAAAAUCUGCUUCUCCCAAGACUUCUGCCUCCCCCCUGACCCCACCCCCCCGGGGGAGGUGGAGGAGGAGGAGGAGAAGAGGGAGAGCAGACGGAGACGGAGGAGGAGGGACGAGACACCAGAGGAUCCACUCUCUCCCACUCUCGUGGAGUUGGGCGUGUUACUGUCUCUGAUGAUCGGCUCCAGAGCAGAGGACGUCAGUCUGGUCCUCACCACCUACGACCAGUGGACGCAAAUCAAACUAGAGUCAGACAAUCUGCUCAAGAACGUCCGGACAGUCGCCAAGAGGAUCAGGAAUCUGGAAGAAAUGUCGCAUGAGGAAAGAGAAGAAGAAAAGAAGAAGUCGGACUCCUUCAGUUUCUCAGAGCAAAACAAGGUGGAUAACAUCAUCGUGGUCACUGAGUGCUGGUCCAGCUCUGACAUUGAAUGGACCAUAAACAACUACAGGAAAGACGUCAACAACGAAGCACUUUAUGUCCAGAUCCUCCUCAAAUCAGAUAAUGUUGAAAACACUACAGACAGAAACCACGUGAUACUGACGGGCUUCAGUGACCAAAUGCUCAGGUUUGUCGCAGAACGCGGUUCGUCCCGACUGUUGGACCACGUGGAGCAUUUGGACAAAGUUUACAACAUUCCACCACCAGAGGGCGCUAAAGAGCCUCUGAGCCACACUGCAGUGUCAGUCACAGCCAGUCCCAGUGUGAGGUGGCGUGGCGUGCGUGUCUUCAUCUCGUCCACGUUCAGAGACAUGCACGCCGAACGGGACGUCCUGGUUCGUUCCGUGUUCCCCGAGCUGCGGCGCAGGGCCGCUCCACACCGCCUCUACCUGCAGGAGGUGGAACUGCGCUGGGGCGUGACGGAGGAGGAGUCGGGUCGGGCGGUGGAGCUGUGUCUGAGCGAGGUGUGUCGCAGCCAGGUGAUGGUGGUGCUCCUGGGGGAGAGGUACGGACUCACGCCCCCUAAACCUCAGCUCCCGGCGCCGCAGCACAGCUGGUUGGCAUCUGCUCCUGAAGGCCUGUCCGUCACAGAGAUGGAGAUUCGACAGUUUGAGGCUCUUUAUCCAAACGCUCCACAGAGAAUGUUCUGUUACAUCAGAGACGCCGACGUCAUCGAGUCGGUGCCUGUGGCCUGGAGGGCCGACUUCACUCCUGAAUCAAGAGACGCACAAUCCAAAAUGGCCGCUCUGAAGAACCGACUGAAGGACAGUGACGCCAGAGUCACAGAUUAUCCGAGUGAAUGGGGCGGAGUUGUUGAUGGAAAACCGUAUUUGAAAAACCUGGAGUAUUUCCGUACGGCCGUUCUGGAGGAUUUAUGGGCCACUGUGAAGGAAAACUUCAUUGAGACGUCCGACUCCUCGGACACUGCAGACUCUGAACAGGAAGCUCAUCAGGAGAUGUUGUGUCAUCAGUUUUGCGGUCGAUCUAAACUCUUGUCCUCCGCUGUGACUCUGGUGGAACAGUCCCAGGCCAAAGGAGGGAUCGUGGUGCUGGAGGGAGGAGCCGGAGAGGGGAAAACUGUAUUUAUGGCUGCACUGGGACACGCUCUGAAAACUACAAAGAUGAAGCCGACACGUGACAUCAUUUCCUACUCUGCCGCGGCCAGCCAAUCAGGUCGCUCUGUGGACAAAGCGACGCGUGAUGUCAUCUCCUACUCGACCGCUGCCAGCCAAUCAGCUCGCUCUGUGGAAAACCUGCUGUGUUUCCUCAUAAAACAUUUGAGGAAAAAUAAUGAUGAGACGCCAUUGCCCCGAUUGUACCGGGACCUCGUGUCUGAACUUCACUCUGUUUUGAGUCAAAGUCAAAAAAAGUCUCUGGUGAUUCUCGUGGAUGGAGUCGAACUUCUUCAGGACGACAGCGAACACGUCAUCUCUGACUGGAUCCCACAGCGCCUCCCACAGGGCAUGUGUUUGGUCGUGAGCGUCCCGACCUCCUCUUCGCUCCUUCAGGCUUUGGUAAAGAAAAAGUCCACUUUUCUGUUGACUCUGGCUCCUCUGACCAUCACCGACCGCAAAGACAUCGUCCAGGAAAGACUCAGCGCCUUUGGGAAGAAACUCAGCGACUCGGCCUUCAACAACCAGGUCCAGACUCUGAUCAUGAAGAAGGGCGCGGUGAGCCCUCUGUACCUGCACUUGGCCUGUGAAGACCUCAGGAACUUUGCCUCGUUUGAUAAAUUGAAUGUGAGUCUGCAGACGUUGCCUCAGUCUCUGCCUCAGUUGGUGCAGUUCAGUUUGGAUCGACUCUGCUCCGAGUUCAGAGAGACGCAGGGACUGCGCUGGGCUCUGGCGGCGCUCGCCGUCAGCUGCAACGGACUGAAGGAGAGGGAACUGUACGCCGUGCUCAACACCUGUAAUGACCUCUGUACAACACAGGGGGCGCUCUCCUGGGACAGAGCUCUGGACCUCAGCAGGAACCCCAGAGGAAGAGUCCCCAUGGCGAAUUUCACUCGAAUAGUUCACAGUCUCCAGAGUCUCGUUGGACCGUCUCACUGCUCGGACACAGACGACGUCCUGGUUCUGUCCAAUCCUGAAGUGAGACGAGCGUUUGAAGAGUUUUUCCUCCCGACAGAAACCGACCGCCACAGAGCCAACCUCAUACUCGCCGCGUAUCUGUGGAGCUCGGCCGAUCCAACAGGGGGCGACACUUUCCUCCACUGUGAGGCCUCUUCUCUGCUGCAGCUCCCACACUGUCUGGUGCGGUGUAAUCAGGAGAACUCUUUAACGUCCCUUCUCUCCAGUUACGACUUCAUCUUCGCCAAUGUACAACACGGACUUCUGCACCACCUCCUGAAGAUCUACACCUCGUUCAGUUGCUCAGAUCAGGCUGUGGUGGACUGCUUCAUGUUUCUUCAGCGUCACUCGUCUUUGCUCUCGUCUUGGCCGGCGCUUUUUGUUCAACAGGCUCUGAACGAUCCACCCGAUACGUCAGCGCACAUCUGGGCCCAAAGCAUGAUGGGAAAAGGAGGAGUGCGGGCCGUGAAGUGGCUCAACAACACCCAAAAUAACCUGGACAUGAGUGUGGUUGUGUCUUCGUUCCCCUCUGGACUCUCGUGUCUGAAGCUCAGUCCUGAUGAACAGAUGAUGGUGGUGGGGACAGUUCGAGGGACACUGCACUUUGUCCACACACAGACUGGACAGGAGGUGCGUUCUUUAGUGAGCAGCUGUGAUGGCGUCUCCUCCUGUGUUUUUGUCACAGUCGGACUUUUGGUCUCCACCUCCUUUGACGGGAAAAUUGAAAUGUGGGACGUGGACAAUGGCUGCAGGACGGCUGUUGUGACGGGACACAAUGACGCUAUAACAGGAAGUGACCUCUCUGCAGACAGGAAGUACCUCGCUACUGUGUCUCUGGACUCCACUUUAAAAGUGUGGAGUGCGUCUAAAGGGGAGCAGAUGGCCUUCCUGCCCAGCACCUGCCCCAUGAACUGUGUGACCUUUGACCCAGAAGGACACGUGAUCGCCGCUGGCUGCUGGAACGGCAAAGUGACCGUGUGGAACUGGCUUCAGAACACGACCAUCGCAUCUCUGGUCGGUCAUGGACGCUCUGUGCACAGUGUGGCCUUCUCCUCCUCCUCCUCUCUGCUUUGCUCCGGCUCAGUCUCUGGUGAGGUUCGGGUUUGGUCCACGUUUAGUUCUUCGUGCGUGGGCUGUUUUCAGGCGCACAGCAGCUCCACGGAGUCUCUGACCUUCAUCGACAACGGGAGGAGACUCCUGAGCGCCGGGGCCGACCACACGCUGCAGCUUUGGUCUGGAGGACUCGGACGAUCAGUCACGUCUCUAAGAACUGAAGAGUUCCUCUCAGAGCCGCCUCAGAAGAGGAGAGCGCCCCCUACAGGCCCUGCUCUGUGUGUGUGUGUGACCGGAGACACUGCAGCUGUGGGAACCAAAGAAAACAUCAAACUGUACAGUCUGGACUCAGGAGAAAAGAUCUGGACGUCUGACGACCUCCCCUCCUCUGUCAACUGUUUACUUUGGGUCUCUGUGGACACGGGUCUAGAGCAGGACCAGAACCAGGACCAGAACCAGGACCAGGACCAGAACCAGGAUCAGAGCCGGUCCAAGGCCAAGUCUGAUGUGUUGGUGUCGGGAGGAGGCGAUGGGCUCGUGCGGAUCUGGAGAGAACUUGAUGAAAAGGAGGGGCUGAUGGGAGGGCUGGAGGUGGCGGCCAUGUUGGGUCCUCACCAGGGUCCAGUCCUGACUUUGGCCAAAAACACGACUUACCUGGCAACGGCCUCAGACGACUGCUCCGUGGCUCUGUGGCUGCUCUCAGACCUCCUCUCGUCUCCUCACUCCCCUCUCCCUCCUCACUCCAUCCUCAGAGGCCACAGCAGAGGAGUCACCUCCCUCUGCUUCAGCCCAGAGGGAGAGCGCCUCCUGUCGGGAGGAAAGGACCAGGCUUUGAUUUUAUGGGACGUGAGCUCGACUCCAGCUCUGACUAAGUCCCUCCUUCACUGUCACAGAGACUGGAUCAGCGGAUGUGCCUGGACCAAAGACUGUGUGGUGAGCUCCUCAAACGACGGGAGACUUUGCUUCUGGGAUUUGGAAACAGGAAAAAGUAUCAAAGAAAUCUCCUGGAAGAACCCCCUGACCUCUGUCUGCUGCCAGGGUCCGUAUGUGGCGGCGGGAUGUUCAGACGGGGGGCUCCAUGUUUGGAACUGGGACGGUGCUGUAGAAAUCUGCCACAUCUCGGCUCAUCCUCAGCCCGUCCUGCACUGUGCCCUCGUCACAGAUUCUAAAGACUCGAACCCCGAGGACCUGACGGUGGCGACGGCUUCAGACGACGGCACAGCUACAGUCUGGAAACCGCUGCAGGUGGAACACUGCAGCACUUUCCUCGGUCACUCUGGAGCAAUUCGAGGAGUGGUCCCAAAGAUGGCGUCCGCUGAGCUGCUCACUGUGUCUGAGGACGGCUCUGUGCGCUGCUGGGACUGGAACAAAACAUCUCCUCAGAGGCGUAAAGGCUCCGUCUCAGCUCUGUGCUUCUGUGUGAAAAAGGCUUUGGUCAUCGCCGGGUUUGACAGCGGUUUACUGGAGUUUUGGUUCAACAGUCACAGCGUCGGACACAAACAGGUCAGUAAAGGGCCAGUGACGGCCGUCUGCUCCAUGUCCGAGGGUCUGGUCGCCGUGGGAUACGACGAGCCUCAUGUGGACGUGUUCAGAGUCAUGUGGACCCAGAACAGCUCCGUCAGUUUGCUGAAGAUAAACUCGUACGUCGUAGAAGAGGCGGUGAUCAGUCUGACCUUCUGCUCUUUGCUUCUGGGUGUCACCAAAACUGGAAAUAUUCUAAAUGUUUUUUUUUGUGAAGACGAGAAACACAACUGGAGGAGCCACGAGAUCACAAGUUGGCAUCAUCAGACUCGUUUCCUGAGUUUUGUUCCAAACGAUGAGAAAAGUACGUGGCUGGUGGGAGAACAGGGCGGGGCUUUGUGCCUGGGGUUUGUGUUCUCGAUGGGUCCACAUUGUGACAUCCGUGACUCGUUUGGACACCUGAGACUCUGUUCAGAUGAAGAGGAGGAGCGAGGAGUCCUCAUCACUGCAGCCACCAUCGACAAAGAUUUCCUUGUGUGUGGAGACGUUAAAGGAAACAUGUGGUUUAACUUUUCUGCAGACAUGUCAUCUCAGAGAGACCGACAACCAGCGCACGCCGAGAGGAUCACAGCCCUGAGACUGACGCCAGACGCCAUCGUCUCCGCCUCCCUCGACAAAACCAUCAAAGUCUGGGACCGAAGAACCAAGAAACAGUUGGGGAUGUUCGUUUGUGUUGCGCCCGUCGUUCAUUUGGAGAUUGAUCCUGAAGACAAAACCAAACUGGUUUGUGGAGACCGACUCGGAAACAUCUACUUCCUGUCCUGGACACAAUAAAGACCUGAACAUCCUGCGGCGUGACCCCGGCGUGACCCCGGCGUGACCCCGGCAUGACCCCGGCAUGACCCCGACUUAAACACUGCAAAAACAACAGCUCCUGUUAAAACUGCUUGAAUCAAUAAUGAGGAUAUUUAUCAUGACCUGGACAUAAACCACAGACAGAGCUGAAACAGUGUCUCCUCUGUCCUCUCUGUGUCCCCUCUGUCCUCUCUGUGUCCUCUCUGUGUCCUCUCUGUGUCCCCUCUGUCCUCUCUCUGUGUCCUCUCUGUCUCCUCUGUGUCUCCUCUGUGUCCUCUCUCUCUGUCCCCUCUGUCCUCUCUCUGUCUCUGCUGCUUCAGACUCAUUCUGGUCUUAAAUGUUCGUAUUAACCCUCUACAUGAUCCUGGGGUUUUUAUUUCACUAUUGUGUCUGUAAAUCAAGAUCUGAACAUUAAUAACAGACAAAUCAGGUCCUUCUUUCUUAUAUAUAAAUACACACACACAGGUUUACACACACACACACCCCCCCACACACACACACGGAACAGAACACAAAGAACAACAUUUAAUGUGAAACAUCAGUUUCUACAUAAAGAGUUUUUCCUGGUAUCGGUUCCGUGUAAAGUAUCAAGUCUUAGUAUCGAGACUUUUCUGCAUCAAGUGACUGAUAAACUGAUAAACUCAGUGUGUUCUUAUUAUUUGAAGUAGUUCUCAUUAGAAAAGAACCUUUAGUUCAUGUUGAGUUGUUAAUAUUAAUAUUUAAAAAAUGUAAAAUGGAUUUUGUCGCCUGUAGCUUAAUUGUCUCACACUAUUUUUCAACAGUUUUAACUGAUCUGGUCUGGUCUGAUCUGGUCUGAUCUGGUCUGGUCUGAUCUGGUCUGAUCUGGUCUGGUCUGAUCUGGUCUGGUCUGAUCUGGUCUGGUCUGAUCUGGUCUGAUCUGGUCUGAUCUGGUCUGAUCUGGUCUGAUCUGGUCUGAUCUGGUCUGGUCUGAUCUGGUCUGAUCUGGUCUGGUCUGAUCUGGUCUGAUCUGGUCUGGUCUGGUCUGAUCUGGUCUGGUCUGAUCUGGUCUGUUUUUUUAAACUGCACUGACUCAGACAUGGAGCUUUUCAAAAUAAAUGAAACAUUUU